This is a messenger RNA of Lecanosticta acicola, 2516 nucleotides long. The record is from the annotation of a GenBank genome assembly. Lineage: Eukaryota; Fungi; Ascomycota; Dothideomycetes; Mycosphaerellales; Mycosphaerellaceae.
AUGAGCAGCAGCAAACCGGAUGAGUGAGCGCACUGCACGACAUCAUACGAUAGGCCAGUAGCCAUCCACCUCCACUCCCGAGUCACCACGGCACCACACCACCCAAGCGCCGCCACCUACGCGCUUCUUCUCUUCUAUAACAUAACACCGACAAGCUGGCGGAGUACAUACCCCUUAUCGCCUCAUAUCACUUUCCUAGUGAUCGCUGACUCCACCUUGGUAGCUUCCUCUUCGUCUCCGGCUGGGGCCAUGGCGGGUCCUCCUUGAAGCCCACCACCUCCCGCCCGAGUACCCUCACCCGAUCGCAGACACCGACGCCGACGACACCCGCCAAGUCACGCUUCGCAUUCACCCCUCGGCUGAUGAAGAGCAUGAGUACGCCCAACAUCAACCAGCAGAAUCCGAGCAUGGCCGCGGCGGGCCCCACACAAGCAGUCAGCGCACUUCGAGACGACCACGGCAUCAUGGAUACUCGUACACCCAGCCCCGUGCAGCGCACAAUCAGCGAGGAGAGCAACGAGAGCAGUGAUCCGGAUUACAAGCCCGAUCUGAGCGCUGAGGUGGCGAUGCUGAGUACGAAACUUGUGAAUGCGAUCAAUUUUCAGACAAACCUGGAUGAUUCGCUACAGCAGACAAGGCAUGAGCUGGAGCAGACAAGGCAGCGAUGCGCGACACUAGAAGAGCAGAACAGGAAACACGAAGAGCUCGUCAAGAGUGGGGAGCUGGUGAAACGAAGCGAGACGGAUAAGGUCAUGGCUCGAUUACGAGUAGACCUUGGGAGCGAGAAAGCCGCGCGGCUGGCAGCAGAGAAGGCGAGAAAGCAGACGGAUGCCGAAUUGGAGAACCUGACCACACAGCUGUUCGAAGAAGCGAAUAAUAUGGUCGCAGCCGCACGGAAAGACACUGAAGCCGCGGAGAAGAGGAUUGCGCAGUUGAAGAGCGAGUUGCAGAACCGAGACAUGCUCUUGGAUGCUCAAGCAGCACAAUUGCAAGAUCUGAAGGGAACCAUGGAGAGACUGCAGACCCAGACGCCCCCUGGCGCAGACCCGAGUGUGCCCUCGACGCCAGUAAUGACAAAUACCGCGAUAUUUGAUGCACUACAGCAAUCGCCGAAUGCAUCGACUCUUUCCGAUCUGCCACCAGAGCAUCCGCUGCACUUCUCGCAGCUCAUCUCUCCGGUAUUGAGAAAUGAUACUACAGGGUACACCGAUUUCCAGGACCUACUUCUGCUAGCGCGGAGACUCGGAGCACCCUCACGGACGAACAGCAACGCCGGGACCCCCUCUCUCGGAGGUUCGGUCGGGUCUGCCGCAUCUACAUCAUCACCGAUCCUGCCGGGGUCUUUCUCGUUCGCUGGCAAUUCAAGCCCGUCGUCAAGCCUUGGCGGAUCCAUUCCGCCGCUCAAGGACAGCAAAUUCUACAAGCGUGUCCUGACCGAAGACAUUGAACCGACCCUAAGACUAGACUUGGCGCCUGGACUGUCCUUCCUCAGCAGACGAACUGUGCUUGGAUCUUUACUGCAGGGAACACUGGCCGUUGAACCAUACCCGCAUAAUAAACAUUACUUUGCUUGUACUCUUUGCGGGGAGAGCAGAAGGAACGAGCCUUACCAGCGGAAAUACCGCUUUAGAACGUCCGAAGACGACAAUGCGUCGAAGCCUCUUUGCGACUACUGUGUCUCGCGAUUAAGGGCAACGUGCGAUUUUGUCGGCUUCUUGAGAAUGGUGCGAGACGGGCACUGGAAAUGCGACAGCGAAGACGACAUGAAGAGUGGAUGGGAAGAGAGCGUACGACUGAGAGAGCGGAUGUUCUGGACUCGUGUGGGAGGAGGCGUUGUGCCGUGUCUACAAUUACAGAAGAAUGCGGAUGCUACUCCAUCUUCAGCCGCUGCUGUCAAGAGCGGUCGGCAGAGCCUGGAGAGCAUCCCUGAGGGCCACCGUAUCAAGAACCUGGACGCCGAGAUUAGUUUCUUUGAGGGCGAGUCAGAAAGACCGAAGAGCGCCAUUGGGCAGGCUAUUGUGGGCAUGGCUAGCGGUGCUGCUGCUGUGGCUACUCCAGAUUUGCAACCGCAACAGACGGAAGAGAACAAUUUCGUUACGCCGCCUCCGAGCAGUCACUUAAGCUUAGAAGAAGCGGAUGCUCUGGCUACUGCUUCUCCUCAGCCCACUACGCCUUUCGAGGAUGCGGUCUCAGAGCCUCAGAUGUCAGUCGAAGAGCCCAACUCGCAGGACGCCCUGGCCAGGUCAGAGGCCGCGCUUUCGGCAAAACAAGACGAGAAGCCGGAAUCGAUGGAGAAGAAUAACGAAGUCGCUGCGUCAGAAGACCAACCAUCUGAAGAAGAGCCGCAACGACGAGGAUCAAUCGAGUUGGAAACGAGCUCUCUGCACGUCGCUGCCGCCUUACCCUCAGAGACUACACCUAGAAGCUCUUACAACGUUGAACGACCCCAAUCCCACCAACGCAAUAACUCUUCUGUCCUUGCGCGGGUGCGAGCAAUGGAGGCUGGAAAAAAUUAG